Molecule: messenger RNA, 4141 nt
Organism: Misgurnus anguillicaudatus (oriental weatherfish)
Lineage: Eukaryota; Metazoa; Chordata; Actinopteri; Cypriniformes; Cobitidae
Product: chitin synthase chs-1
Biological process (GO): chitin biosynthetic process
Cellular component (GO): cell periphery; cell septum
Molecular function (GO): chitin synthase activity
Source: RefSeq, a predicted model, not a curated record
AACUAUUUGUGGUACUCACACAUUCCCCGAUCAAUUAAACUCUGAAACAUUUUCCUAUUUUUCAAAAACAGGGAGUCGUGGGACGCCUGCAGAGAGGUCCCAAUCAUUCAAAAUGAACAAAAGCCCAAGAAACGAGUGCAGUUUUUGAAAUGGCUGUCGUGUGCUGUCGUCGGGUUACUUGUCUUCUUAUUAGCAUUGCUUAGUAAAACAACAUUUCUAAUUCUGAUAACAUUUGGAAACGACCAGACUUACAGUAUACAAGAGAAACCGAAGGCUCUGCUUGGCAUUGGUUUAGUUCUUAUUGGGUCGGAUGUUCUCCUCUUGAUUAAGAGCAUGUGGAAGUUUAUUUUCAAAAGUGCAGUUGUGCCCGCCACAAGAACUGCUUUUUGUGUGCUUGGUGUCGAGUUCCUGGUAGGAUUUGGAGCUGCAAUCCUAGCAGUCGUUGCCAUGCCACACUUUGAUAUUGUCACUAAUGUAAUGAUACUGAACAGUGUGAGCAUCCUGUCUGCAGUCUUCCAAGUGUUUGCUCAGUGCACUGCAGGAGACAUGAAGCGCUUUAUAAUAAUACCUGUGUGCUCCAUUCUUCUCAUCAUCCUGGGUUACAUCCUUUUUGCAAUCAGCUAUCUGGUAUCAGAAGAAAGCACUACUCAUUUAAAAAUAUCAGUCGGGCUUGCCAUCUUAGGAACCAUCUUUGUUUCUCUGAACUGGUGGGAGAACUACAGUACACUGUUCGACGUCAAGUUUUUAAAGGACGUUUGUGAAGACAUAGUCAAGUCUCAAAAUGUGGUCUGCAUCCUCUCCAGUUUGAUGAGAAUUGGGGUUACUGCAGCUGUCCUUGGAGCUUAUGUUCCUCUAUCAGGACAGGAAUGGGAAUCAGUAACUUUAUCUGGCGAUACAGCUGUGAUUGCAUUGGUGGCAAUCCAGAUUGCGUCCUCCGCCCUGUGUCGCUGGUUUGUGGUUGUGGCUUGCAAAAUGCAUGCCAUGCGGCGCAGCUUCGUCAUGCCCAUGUACCUGGCAUCAGUCACAGUUUUGGUGGUGGCAUUGAUUCCAGCUGCAGUUAUGCCAUUUGGGUCUAAUCAAAAUACAACCUACUGUGAGAACGUUCAGGAGACGCCUGAUGCCAAAUUUAUGGAACUGAUGAUAUUGGAUGUGAAAAGAACUCUUUGUGCCAGAAACAUUGUGAGAAACCAAACAACUGAAGGACUGGCAUGCAUGGGCAGCUCUGCUCUGUGCUGGUGGUUGGGACUCAUUCUCAGUACAAUUUAUGUCUGGUACCUGAAGAUCAACCGAAUAGAAAGGACAAAAGAUUUGUUUGUGCGCCGCAUGUAUGAGGGAGCAUUUCUGGAACAGUCCAUGUUGCUGAACACCCGUUUUGUGAUCAAAAAAAGACACAAGGUGAAACGAGUAAAAGAAACCAUCAGAGUGUUUCCGUGUGCAACAAUGUGGCAUGAGACCUAUGAUGAAAUGAUGAAGAUUAUCAUCUCUAUGUUCAGGCUCGAUAAAUACAGACCAAAGUCCAGCACAAAUACUGAUGAAGAGUUUGAAUUCCAUAUUUAUUUUGAUGACGCCUUCAAGAAAGUCGGAAAUCAGCGACUUGCAAAUGAAUAUGCUGAAACUCUUGUGGAAGUCAUUAAAGAAGUUUACACCAUUUUCAGCGUAGAGAAUCCAAGUAUUUUCGAGAAGAUCCCGAAGCUUCCCCGUCAGAGGAUCAUAAGCACUCCGUAUGGAGGUCGUCUGGAAUACACCCUUCCUAAAGGCAACCUGAUGAUGGUUCAUUUUAAAGACAAGACCAAGAUCCGUCACAAGAAAAGAUGGUCUCAGAUAAUGUACUUGUAUUACAUUCUUGGCUGGAGACUUAACAGAAAGUACUUCAAGAGGUUCGAGGGAGGUGCAGAAUCUGCAAUUCUUAAAGAAAAACUGAAGAGAGAGAAGGAAAACACAUACAUCUUGGCUCUGGAUGGUGAUACUGAUUUCCAGCCAUCUGCAGUCAUGCUAUUAAUUGACAGACUGAAACUCUACCCGGAUGUUGGAGCUGCCUGUGGUAGAAUUCACCCGACAGGCUCGGGGCCCAUGGUGUGGUAUCAGAAGUUUGAAUACGCUGUAGGCCACUGGCUGCAAAAGUCUGCAGAGCACGUGCUCGGCUGCGUCCUGUGCAGUCCUGGAUGUUUCAGUCUUUUCAGGGGGGCGGCACUCAUGGACGACAACGUCAUGAAAAAAUACACAACUAAACCCAGUGAGGCCAGCCACCACGUUCAAUAUGAUCAGGGUGAGGACCGCUGGUUGUGCACUCUGCUGCUCCAGCAGGGAUGGAGGGUGGAGUACUGCGCAGCAUCUGAUGCCUACACAAACGCUCCUCAGGAUUUUAAAGAAUUUUACAACCAGCGCAGACGCUGGGGACCCUCAACCAUGGCCAACACCAUUGACCUUUUGGGCUCAGGAAGACUGACAUCACAAAGAAACAGCUCGAUCUCAAAACCUUACAUCUUGUACCAGGUUAUGAGCAUGGCAGCUUCUGUUUUGGGCCCUGCCACUAUCUGUCUGAUGAUAGCAGGAUGCUUUGUGUUUAUCUUCAAAAUGAAUGAAAAUGGAGCCCUUGCUUUGGCCGUAGUGCCCCCUGCAAUCUACCUGUUACUUUGUUUUAAACUCAAAUCUGACACUCAGAUUACAAUUGCAGCAUUAAUGAGUGUAUUUUACGCAUUUAUUAUGGCAGGAGCAGCUCUCUCAAUCAUAGGUGAUAUAGUAGUGCAAGACACCUUCCUGACCCCUAGUGGCCUGUUUCUUAUUAGCAUGGUGCUGAUGUAUCUCAUCACGGCUGUUCUACACCCUCAGGAGUUCUCACUGGUCAUCUAUGGAUUUGUAUAUUUCCUAAGCAUUCCUAGUGGUUAUCUACUCUUAAUCAUUUACUCCAUAGUCAACAUGAACAAUGUCUCGUGGGGUACUCGUGAAACCGGUGGCAAGGCUAAAACUGCAGCAGUCGGUGCUUUUAGGAAGGUCAUGCAGGCUUUAGGUUCUAAAUGUCCAUGGUUGGGAUUCUCUGAAGAUACACCUGAGGAGACACUAGUGGUAGAAAACAAAGCACUGACGCAAAUCCCACACGCUGAAGCUCCCAUUGAAAAAGAAAGGCCAAUAGAGGACUCCAUUAGUUUUGAUCAAAAAGAUUCACUAUGGAUUAGUCAUUUGCAAAAGAAAUAUGACUUGGAUGAGUCAACACUCCCUGUGGAUGAAUGUAUAUUUUGGAAAAAACUGCAGAAAAAGUAUCUAGAGCCCCUUAAAGAGAACAAAGAGGAGCAAGACAAAAUCGCUGAUGAGCUGAGAGAACUGAGAAAUAAGGUGACAUUUGUUUUUUUCUUCUGCAAUGCACUUUGGCUAGUGGCAACAUUCUUCCUUCAAGCUAUUGGUGACACAGUCUCCAUAAGGAUCCCGAAAGUCUAUCCCAAUGGGACUUAUUCCCAGACAGAAACAUUUUUUCUUGAUCCAAUUGGACUGAUGUUUCUACUCAGCUUUGCAAUAUUGCUGCUAAUGCAGUUUUUUGCAAUGCUUUACCAUAGAAUCUAUACAUUAAUCCAUUUCGUGGCGUAUGCUGAUACAGAACUCAAAAAGUAUAAAAAACGAACUCGGAUUGCGCAGAUCCAAGAAAACCAGCAAAAGGAGAAUGAGCCAGAAACAAGCUUCUGUAUUGAAAACCCAUCUACACACAGAGGAUCUUUAACUAUGGUAUAAGAUGAGACCGAACUCUCAAUUAGGAUUGAUUGAAGCUACCAAUAUAUUUUUAUAGAAUGGUUGUAAUGUUUAUUUAUUAGAUGCAUUUAUUUAUAGGAUGCAUUAAAUUUUGUUAAUUAAAAAGUAAGCCUGUUAUUUUGUGUUUUGUGUUGUAUUUCUGCAAUUGUUUCCUAGUGUACGUUUUUGUCUUUUGUCCUUUAAAACUAUCUAUCUCUUAAGGAAGUAAACCUUAAAUGUACUGUAUGUACAGGUGUACAUGUGCCUGUAUAGCUAUUUCUAUAAUUGUAUCCUUACUGUGAAGUGUGUGUUUUUGUCUUUUGAAAUUGUCUUUCUCUUAAGGAAGUAAACCUCAAAUGUAUGUACAGGUGUACAUGUAAAGGUGUCUGUCUGAAAUGUAAAUAAAAGUUUAUAUGCAUAUGUA